Molecule: messenger RNA, 930 nt
Organism: Mesorhabditis belari
Lineage: Eukaryota; Metazoa; Nematoda; Chromadorea; Rhabditida; Rhabditidae
Source: the annotation of a GenBank genome assembly
AUGAAGCGUCAUCUCCGAACACUCAUCUCCGAACAAGAAUAUACGGUCGAGGAGAUUGUGGAUCAUGCACGUUUCGAUGAUUUGUACUUUCGAAAGCUGAUGUAUCUCAAAAAUCAUCACGCGGCUACGGACGAAAUUAUGGGGCGCUUCGUCCCACGAAUCAAAAAAGGCGAAGAAUGUAGCAAAUAUGUUUACAGGACGCGUUGGGCUGGAUAUCGACCAGACGAAGACACAUGGAAGCCUGAAGCUAACUUUUGGAUACCCGACAGCAAUGGAAAGAUUGAGGCGAAUGAGCUCCUGACCACCGAUUCUUUGUCAAAGUCUACGGAACAAUGGGUGAAGAAGAAAGAAAAAGAGGGCAGUAGGAGGAAAUCGUUUGCUGCAUUAAAUGGCUCUUCAUCUAGCGAUGACGAACAACCGCCGAACAGAAAACCAUUGAAAAGGAAUACUAGCAAGAAGCUGCAUUCAACUUCGAGUAGCUCAAGUGACAAAAGUGAAGAUGAAUCGAGUCAAUCAUCCGAUGGUCAACCAUUUUAUUUCGAGAUUCCUGUUGCGGAAACAUAUGCUACAAUGAAGGCAGAUGAAAGAAAGAGGAAACAAAAAGAGCUCAAUCGAAUUUACAAGAACGUGAACGGUGAAGGAGUUUGCUUUGGAGAAGAAAUGGAAAAUGAUACCAACACAUCCGAGGAUUCUUUUAUCGAGCCGCUACAAAAAGACCCAAUAAAACUGAAAAUCAGAAUUGAUCCGCUUGAGAAACUUGUCACUUGUACGCCAGUUGAUAGAGCACGAAAGCAAACUGUAGAUGAGUCUAAAAUUCGACCCAAAAAGCCAUCAGUACAGAAUAAGCCGCAACAGCGAAUUCAAGAAGCAACGAUCUCCACGAUUGCCGCAGGAAACAGUCGAGGCCGAAAAUGUUACCAAUACUGUACC